Messenger RNA from Chanos chanos (milkfish), 1461 nucleotides. It is a transcript of the gene rell1, whose product is annotated as RELT like 1. Gene Ontology annotation, cellular component: plasma membrane. Lineage: Eukaryota; Metazoa; Chordata; Actinopteri; Gonorynchiformes; Chanidae. Gene Ontology annotation, biological process: positive regulation of p38MAPK cascade. Bases 21 to 800 code for a protein of 259 amino acids. The transcript has 7 exons. The record is from RefSeq and is a predicted model, not a curated record.
ACAAUCGUUCAUCAAAUAGGAUGUCCUCAACUCGCAUGCCCAGCACGACUGGGACCGGACAGAACACCGAAAGCUCGGACACCAGCAGAGCAGAGUACGUAGCAUUUGGACUGGUGGUUGUCUUCUUCUUAUUGGGACUACUGGGAGUUUUAAUCUGCCAUGUGCUGAAGAGGAAGGGCUAUCGCUGCACCACCGAGGCAGAGGAGGAUGAGGAAGAAGUGGGGGGAUGCUCAGACGAGGAGAAAGACCUGGAGAAAGGAGAGCUGAAUGACACUUACAGUGAGGAGAACAACGACACGGUGGGACAGAUUGUUCACUACAUCAUGAAAAAUGAAGCAAACUCAGAUGCGCUGAAAGCCAUGUUCCAUGACACGAGCAUAGACUCAGAUGGUCCUCUAACACCAACCACACCCACCACCCCGACCACCCCGGUGACCCCUGUGUCGCCAGGGGCGCCACCUGGUGCGGCCAAGCACACGUGUAAUCACUUACACACCAUCGGAGGGAUGGGCGGGCACAAGAACAUCUGCAGCCGCUGCAGUCAGAAGAAAUGGCCCCUAAUGAGACGCACAUCCAGUAAACGAGCAGAUCGGCGCAGUCACACGGGGGAGGUCACCGUUCUCGCUGUGGGCAGGUUCCGGGUGACCAAGUGUGACCCCAAACCCGCCAAAGAGAGACGGACCCUGCUGAUCACGGAGUCCAACGGCAGCAUCCCAUCCUCCCCAACAGACACCGCACCCGAACUAGAAUCAUGUGACAGAACCUCCAAACACCAGGAUGACAAGGACAAUGCAAAGUGAAGAUGGUGAAGUCAGAGCAGCUAACACGGCCAUUUUGUACAGUUUUAACACUUUUAAAUCCCUGCGUCAAACCAAUAAACAGAUUCCUCCAUCAGACAAACAGCCAUUCGACGACAGCGGUGUCAGUCGAGGCUGUGUCCCGCCUCCAUCCACAAACCAACCAAUCAAGGACGAGUGAGCGAGACGAUGGAUGGGAAACGCGAGGUGUUCUGUUGUCCUGCGCAGUUAUACACGCACUCCGCUUACCUAGCGUGUGAGUGUGUGUGUUUGCGUGUGUAAUUUGGGCUCCACGAAAAUGGACUGCGGCCGUUUCACAUCAAUCAUUUCAUUGCCAUGCCAGUACUCCCUUUGUAAACACGGCUGUGACGUCGACAGACGAAAAUAGCAUCUCCCGCUCCCUGUAAGCUGACCACGUAUUUGUUGGUGGUUAACCUCCACGGCUGCCACAGAGAACCACACGUUUCAGACACAAAAAACGCCUUGUAUGAUCCUGGCCUGCAGAGCUGAAAACACAGAGUUUGUGUUAGAGGAGGAUCAAUUCUUUGGACACUGUGAGGAAAAAGUCGUUGAAGCAGAGCUUGAUGUUUCCUAAGGUACAAUGUUUACCAAAAAUCACCUUUGUACCCCCUCCCCCCAACUCUUCCAUAGUGGAAGACUCUGA